AAUCUAUAUUAAAUCCUACGUCACCCCGAUGGGUUUUGUUCGACGGAAAAAAUCGCACGGCACAGGAAUAAAAUCUACCGAUGGAUCAUGCCUGCCUGACACCAGUGAUGUGUUUAAAGAUACCGUUAUUAUGACAUCCUGUUUAAUAAGGCGUGUGAGCUAAAAGAAAUAUAUUGAUGCGUUAAAUAAAAUUUAGUAGGAAUAGCUUUAGAUUAGGGAAUCAUGGAGUUGAUUAAUAUAUUUGUGAUUGUACUAGUGGUUUGUGUAUUGGAGUGCUCGAAUAUGUCUCAGGAUGAAAUAGAAGAUUUCACCAACUAUCUCCAAAAAACUUCGCGGCUAGAUCAAACUCUAAAAAAAGGUGCGGACCCUGACGAUGAUUACGACGAAGACGAACCGGCCACAGAUCACGCAUGGGAAGAGAGUGGAAAAUUUGAAGGAGAUCUUAUUCUUAACGAGCGGCAGAGACGGUUGAUAGUUGAAGACAUUGCUGAAGGACUAUCCAGAAACGGCCUUCGAGACAGCACGAAAAGAUGGCCCAAUAACGAAGUUAUAUAUUAUGUCCAGAAGGAGCAUUUCUCUUCUGAUCAAAUGGAUGCCAUUCAAAAUGGGAUAGAUGACAUUGCUCAAGCGUCUUGCAUUAAGUUCCGUCCUUACAAAAAAGGUGAUCGAGAUGCUGUUGUCAUACAGGGCAGCAGGCGUGGUUGUUUUUCACAAGUGGGAUAUCAAGGAGGAUACCAGGUGUUAAAUUUGUCAGGUCGGCAUCCUGUAGGGCGCGGUUGCUUUCGACAUGGGACCGUGGUGCAUGAAAUGCUACAUACACUUGGCUUUUAUCACAUGCAAAGUAGUCCUGAUAGAGAUGACUACGUUGAUGUUGUUUGGGAAAAUAUUAUACAACCUGCAAGACACAAUUUUCGCAAGUAUAAUACCUUUGCCGUCUCCGAUUUCGGUGUUGGUUAUGAUUACGAUAGCGUACUUCAUUAUAGUCGGCGGGCAUUUUCCGCUAAUGGACAGGAUACGAUUGUACCUAAAAGCAGUGGAGCGGAUAUUGGACAACGAGUCGGUCUUUCUGAUAAAGAUACUCAAAAGCUGAACAAAAUGUAUUGUGAUGCAGGUUCAAGUAAUUUUGAUGCAGAAGAAGUGAUUACCAAGAAACCAACUAAAAAGAAGACUCCUAAAAAUAAACCGUUCGAUGGUCACGGAAUUGGAUAUCAUCAAGGUAAAACAGUCGUCAUAAAAUUAUUACCUUCGGCCGAAACGUAUCAGUUGCCUGAUAUUCCAGAAUUUCAUUUAUUUGAUUAUUUUAGUAAAGCACCGCAAGCCGUGUCAACGUCGAAAAUUGGAGACCCGGGAAAACAAUUAGAAUAUAACGUUAAUAAUCCAACAGCAUCAUUUAAUCAAGAGUAUUACAACAAUAAAGGUGAGACUAAAUUGCAAUAUACAACAGAAAAUUCUCUAGAAGGUGUAUAUGAUAAUAACGAUGAACAAAGGAGAACUGGAAAGAGUGCUGAAAAAAAUACAGAAGACAAUUCUUCUUUGAGUCCAUUUUUCACAGAUAAAAAUCAAACUAAUUCACAAGAAUCAAGCUCUGAAGUAGAUAAUGAAAACAUUUCUGUAGAAAUGUCGCCAGAAGUUGAAAACAAUCAAAAUAUAUCUUCGGAUAAAUUGGACGACGAUCUGAACGAUGCAUUUGAAAGACUCGGAAAAAUAAUAAAAACUCAUGUCUAUCCAUCUCAGAUACCUGACUUAAAUAUAUAUAAAAUUAAUACAGAUUAUAAAGAAUUUUAUAGUCCUGAGCAAAUAUCUGGAAAAAUGGCACAUAAAAUAAAGUAUUUGGAUGAGUCAGAUUAUAUAUCUGUACCGCUAAAAAAAAUAAUAGAGGAAAAAGGAUAUACAAAUCGAGAACAUGAGGGAUCAACGAAUCUAGCGUUGAAGAAUGUGGAGACUCUACCAAUAGUUCAUAAUUACAAGGAACAAGACGAUGACAAAGACUCUGAUAAUAAACAAGACAAUCGACAUGAGUACUCGAAGGCACCAGAGGUUUUGGAUUCCUCGGAGUUGACAUCAAAGGAAAUGGAUUCAUCAUAUCGCACAUCGUUUCCAAUAAAGUAUGAACACUAUACCCCAAAAAUUCAAAAGACUUCAGAUUAUGCAUCAUUGUCUAAUAUUCUACAAAAAAAUAAUUAUAGUAGCUUCUAUUCACCUCACGAUGAAGUAGCUGAUAAUGAUACAAUGAUACCAUAUAAGAUACUAGGGAAACUUGUACCAGUGUAUGAUGAAUGGUAUAUUAAAGAUGAAUAUAAGCACAACCCAGCUAAUUAUAAUUUAAACCAUUAUGGUAGUGAUUUGCAAGAAAAAAAAUUUAACCAGGUUUCAGCAGAUAAGGCGCAAAAAAUAUAUGCUCCAAAUGCUAAGAAUCUAUAUUCUCCAAGGGCUUAUUUAUUAUUCGGUAUACCUAUUCCUUUAACUCAAAGCUGGUAUGAUACGCCUGAUGCUGGCAUUCCACUACACAAUUCAGAUUAUAUAAGUAAAACUAUAGAUUUGAAGAAAACAGAUGAAGACAAUAGAUAG
Molecule: messenger RNA, 2568 nt
Organism: Achroia grisella
Lineage: Eukaryota; Metazoa; Arthropoda; Insecta; Lepidoptera; Pyralidae
Exons: 6
Coding region: 223-2568 (781 amino acids)
Biological process (GO): proteolysis
Molecular function (GO): metalloendopeptidase activity; zinc ion binding
Source: RefSeq, a predicted model, not a curated record